This is a messenger RNA of Oncorhynchus gorbuscha (pink salmon), 1157 nucleotides long. Its product is annotated as transmembrane protein 217-like. Bases 428 to 994 code for a protein of 188 amino acids. The transcript is spliced from 3 exons. The record is from RefSeq and is a predicted model, not a curated record. NCBI's taxonomy places the organism in Eukaryota, Metazoa, Chordata, Actinopteri, Salmoniformes, Salmonidae.
UGCUGGCCUCGCUCAUCACCUGGACAACGGAUGAACAUGUUAAUUGCUCUACUAACUAGCAAUUUUUUAGUGUGAAAAAAUAACAAGAAGGUGUGAAUACAAAGUGCCCAAUUCCAACAAAUGUCCCGCCAGCAAAAGUGCUGUUGUGGAUUUCCCUCUCUUCCAGGAGUGAACAGAUUGUUCUGCAUAGUCUCAGCCGUCCACUGUGAAUAUUAAGCGAGAAGAGUUCUGACCUCUUUCAGUGAGACAUUGUGAUGGAAUGAUAACAAAUCUGACUGACUCCUCGCCGCUGUGUUUUUAAAUAUUUAUUUUCCAAUUCUGCCUCUCAACCACUACAACUCCUUUACCCUUUCACCAUCUGUCUCCUUGUUUUCAUCUAUUCUCUCCAUCUCACUCUCCUCUGUCCCAUUGGACUGUGAUUGUCACCAUGAAGCUACUUCUGUCUUCAGGCCUGUGUGGCAUGACCCCUUACCAGGGCUCCAUAGUAGGAGGACUCUAUUUUUUGAUGGUGGGCGUCAUGCAAAUGGUCUUUGAGUUUGGCCAUCUGCGCACAGCCAAGGAGAGCACAAACAACAUCACAGGCUCCCAGCUUCUGCCCCAGGUGUGCUUCGGUUACUACUACUCUCUGCUUAUCCUGGGUGGCAUCACCCUACUGCUGACCCUGUGCAUGCUCGGAGCAGUUUGGGCCCACCAGCAUGUGGGCAUCCUGGGCUUUGCGGUCUGGCUGACGCUGUACGACGUGAUUCUGUUGGUGGUCACUUGCCUGCUCCAGAGGCAGAUGCAGGCACUGGGUUUGGAUCUGAGUGUACUGGAGUGGUACGGCGUGAUAUGCAGGGUCAUGGGAGACCCCUUCUGGCUAGCCCUCGUAAUUACACACGGUUUGGAAGUGCAGAUUGAGAGGCAUCGGCUUGGGACACGACAACGCAAAGGCGGGAUUCCAAAGGAGGGGACGCAACUCAAACUGAAAUUUAAGGCCUUUGACAGUAGUGUUUGAAAUGGAGACCCUAAUAGACACCGGUCUCUUCAGAUACGAAAAUAAAAACAUUUUUGGAUUUUUACUUACACGCAGAAAGUAUAAUAUGAGUAUUUUUAACAUUGUUUUUUUUUGUUUUAUUUUGAUGUUCUCUGUCUUACGUAUGUAUCCUCCAAAUCUAAAA